This is a messenger RNA of Rasamsonia emersonii CBS 393.64, 1389 nucleotides long. Its product is annotated as Salicylate hydroxylase. The coding region runs from base 1 to 1389 and encodes 462 amino acids. Gene Ontology annotation, molecular function: FAD binding; monooxygenase activity. The transcript has 4 exons. The record is from RefSeq and is a predicted model, not a curated record. NCBI's taxonomy places the organism in Eukaryota, Fungi, Ascomycota, Eurotiomycetes, Eurotiales, Trichocomaceae. Gene Ontology annotation, biological process: secondary metabolite biosynthetic process.
AUGGCUCCUCGUGAUAUCCAUGUCGGUAUAGUUGGAGCUGGCCUAGGCGGCCUCUCCGCUGCCAUUGCACUCCGUCGUGCUGGAGCUCGCGUCACCGUGCUCGAGGCAGCCGAGAAGCUCGGUGAGAUCGGUGCUGGUAUUCAGAUGACCCCGAAUGUCUCCGUUCUGCUGCAACGAUGGGGGGUCGCCGAUGUGAUUGGAGAGAAUCUGGUCCAGUUCGAGGAGCUGAACAUGCGCCGGAAAGACGGGACUCGAGUCGGACACACCAGAAUUGAGGUCUUGGAGCGCACAUUGAAUCGUCCCUGGUGGGUUGUUCAUCGUGCCCAUCUCCACGAGGGUCUGGUCACGAUCGCGAAGAAGCUCGGGGCCCAAAUUUACAUCGACUCUCGGAUCGUCCGCGUCGAUUAUGAGAGCAGCGACCAAGUCACUGUGGAGACAUACAAGGGCAUCAAGUACACUUUUGAUUUCCUUGUCGGUGCGGAUGGAAUCAACAGCAUUGUCAGGAAGACCCUGUUUCCCGACGUUGCCCCCGAGCCACCUACCACCAACUGCGCCUAUCGCGCCAUUGUGCCCAUGGACCAGAUUCGCAAGGACCCGGUCGCGAAAGAGCUGGUCGAGAAGCUCACCAUGGAGGUCUGGAUGGCCCCCAACGCAUACAUCAUCACUUACCCUAUCAGCGCCGGUAAAGUCUUGAACCUCGUGCUGUCUCAUCAUCGGCCCGAGAAACUGCGGGCCACCCAGUACAAUAUUCCUAUCGAGGAGUUGCGCAAUGAAUACAAGGACUUUGACCCUCGCAUCAAGCGUAUCGUCGAUAUGAUUCCUCAGACGUCUCGGUGGCCUCUCAUGGUGACUGGUCCGUUGAAGUCCUGGUCCUCGCCCCAGAAGAAUGUUGUCCUCAUGGGUGAUGCGGCCCAUUCCAUGGUCAACCACAUGGCCCAGGGAGCCGCAACGUCGAUGGAAGACGGGGCCUUCCUGGCGAAGUGCAUCGGAGCCGUUGUGCAGGGCAAGCUGAGCUUCCGUGAGGCGGUUAACCUUUACGAAAAGGAACGGAUGCCCAAGGCGUACGAGAAGCAGCAGGUUUCUUUCAUCAACGGCGCGAUCUGGCAUCUGCCGGAUGGUCCCGAGCAACGUGCUCGUGACGCGGUGAUGGCGCCAGAGCUGGAGGGUAAAUACUACAUCCGCAGCAGCAACCUGUAUGGAGACCCGCAGACCGUUCUGGAAGUCUAUGGGUAUGACGCUGAGGCGCAUGCGGACAUUGCUUUGGCGAAAUACUUCAAUAACGGCAAAGAGCCGGCUCACCCUCAGACUGGAGUGACACCGACUCUGCAGCAAAAAUACAUGGGCUGGUUCCUGCCCUCUUCGUCGGUCCAGGCCGGAAGCAAGCUGUAG